Colossoma macropomum (tambaqui) is the source of this 1699-nucleotide messenger RNA. RefSeq names its product sphingosine kinase 1. The transcript is spliced from 6 exons. The record is from RefSeq and is a predicted model, not a curated record. Gene Ontology annotation, cellular component: membrane; cytoplasm; intracellular membrane-bounded organelle. Lineage: Eukaryota; Metazoa; Chordata; Actinopteri; Characiformes; Serrasalmidae. Gene Ontology annotation, biological process: cellular response to growth factor stimulus; negative regulation of apoptotic process; sphingosine biosynthetic process. The coding region runs from base 1 to 1533 and encodes 510 amino acids.
AUGGCUGCAAGCGCGCCACUAUCCCGAGAGCUGCGCGCGGAGUUCACGGACCCAGCGGACGAAGAGGUCAAGCUGGCCGUGACCUUGACGGACUCGAGCCUCACUGUGAGAAGAAUCCCUUCAUCUUCAUCCUCCUCCUCAUCAUCAUCUUCAUCACCGUUAUCGCCGUCGCUCGUGCUGAGCCUCGCUGACUGCGUGGGGUGUCGCGCGUACAGCGCGCGCGAUGGAGACGGCGAAAACGAAGGCGCGCUCGUGUGCGCGUACUUCUACCCGCGUGCGCGGAGGCGAUGGGCAGGAGGGAUCGCGCGCGCGGCGGCGCGGCACCGCGUGGAGCAGAGGCUCCGUGUCGCCAGCGGCGGAAACGCUGGAGCGGAGUUGCAGGAGGCGGAGCGCUGGGCGCGCGCAGUGACGCACAGAGCCGCGCGCCUCACGGCACUCACGCACGGUGGACAGUACAGUCAGGUGUGUAGAGCGCGGCGGCUGAUGGUGUUGGUGAAUCCUCUCAGUGGGAAAGGUCAGGCUAUGGCUCUUUACACUGGACCUAUUCAGCGCAUGCUGACCGAGGCUGCUGUUCCACAUACACUCAUCACCACAGAGCAUCAGAAUCAUGCGCGUGAGUUGGUGAGGAAUGCUGACCUCUCUCAGUGGAGCGCCAUCGUCAUUCUGUCAGGAGACGGGCUGCUCUUUGAGGUGAUCAAUGGUUUGAUGGAGAGAGAGGACUGGGAGGAGGCUAUCCGCACCCCGCUGGGCAUUCUGCCAGGAGGCUCAGGAAACGCACUGGCUGCUUCAGUGCACCAUUACACACAGGCAGAUGCAGUGUUUGGUGAGGAUCUGCUGCUGGGCUGUGGUUUCGUGCUGUGUAAGGGUCUGGUGUGUCCUCUGGACCUGCUCUCUGUGCGCCUCUCCUCGGGUCAGCGUCUCUUCUCCUUCCUCUCUCUUGCCUGGGGCUUUGUGGCAGAUGUGGACAUUGAGAGCGAGAAGUAUCGUCCCGUGGGGGCAGUGCGCUUCCUGGUGGGCGCCCUAGUCCGUCUGGCAUCUUUGCGGACCUACCAAGGCAGGCUAGCUUUCCUGCUGGCUGCAGAGGAGUCCAGCUCAGUCAAAACUCCCUCCCCCCCUUCGCUUCCUGAACAUGGGCCAGUUGAUAACCUCAUGACUCCUUUUGGAGAGCCUGUACCCACAAACUGGACUGUAGUGGAAGAACAUGACUUUGUCCUGGUUCUGGCCACCUGCCACUCUCACUUGGCUGAGGACCUGAUGGUGGCACCAGAUGCCCGACCGGACGACGGCCACAUUCACCUAUUCUACGUGACAGCAGGUGUAUCACGGCCGGCCCUGCUCAGGCUCUUUCUUGCUAUGGAGAAGGGGACACAUCUGGCCUGUGACUGCCCACACCUGGUGUACCGCCGGGUCAGGGCACUGAGGCUGGACCCAGUUACGCGGCCCGGAGUCAUCACUGUGGACGGUGAACAGGUGGAGUACGGCCCUGUCCAGGCACAGGUGCACAAGGGAUAUGCAAGGCUGAUCUCAGGAUGACCUUUGAACUAGGACUGGGCGAAAAAAGAUAAUCAAACUCAAACUUAUGUUAGCGAUAAUGCGCCUUUGAGGUACUUUUGAUAAAAUGAUUAUGUUGUUCCAAUCCUGAAUUGAUAUAAGCAGCAAAGGAUUGAACUUGGAGCAAUCUCUACUGGUGAUGCGGAAC